GAAGUUUGCUAGAUUUCUUAAAAGAUGGAGAAGGAAGAGCUUUGAAGUUACCGAAUUUGGUGGACAUGGCAGCCCAGGUGGCUGCAGGAAUGGCGUACAUCGAGCGAAUGAAUUACAUACACAGAGAUCUGCGGUCUGCAAACAUUCUGGUGGGCAAUGGCCUAAUAUGCAAGAUUGCCGACUUCGGAUUGGCAAGACUGAUUGAAGACAACGAAUAUACGGCCAGACAAGGUGCAAAGUUUCCCAUUAAAUGGACUGCACCGGAAGCAGCAUUGUAUGGAAGGUUCACAAUAAAGUCAGAUGUGUGGUCUUUUGGGAUCCUACUCACAGAGCUGGUAACAAAAGGGAGAGUGCCGUACCCAGGCAUGAAUAACCGUGAAGUCUUGGAGCAAGUAGAACGUGGUUAUCGGAUGCCAUGUCCUCAGGACUGUCCCAUCUCCUUGCACGAGCUUAUGAUCCACUGCUGGAAAAAAGACCCAGAGGAGCGUCCAACUUUCGAAUAUUUGCAGGGUUUCCUUGAAGACUACUUCACUGCAACAGAACCCCAAUACCAGCCCGGCGACAACCUGUAAAUCCCUGGUCUCCAGACACUGUCAUGAAUUACCAGGUGUUUCUCAGCCCUGCCCCACCUGCCCUUCAGCUUCCGACUCCGUGAUCGGCUUUUCCCGAGGGCAGGUCUCCAGAGUGCAGCAUCUUCCAGCACCGCCGCGCACAGGAGGGGCUGAAGCUAGGAACUUCCGCAGCCCUUGCCUAUGACCACUUGUCCUAAUAAUCUGAAUGUCCUGGAUGAAAAGGAGAAAAACACUUGUUUUUUCUUAAUCAAAGACUCCAAAACUGCAUUGUAUUGAUGUUAUGUAAACUGCAAAACCUCUGUUCAUUGUAAAUAGUAACUCAGUGCCAAUAACUGAUCCUAGUGCUUUCCUUUUUUUAAAAUGCAAAACCUAUGUGAUUUUAACUAGUCUUCUCCUGAUUCAACUAAAAGUAUUAUUUUCCAGAAGUGGCCUCUUUGUCUAAAACAU
Messenger RNA from Tauraco erythrolophus (red-crested turaco), 1019 nucleotides. The record is from RefSeq and is a predicted model, not a curated record. NCBI's taxonomy places the organism in Eukaryota, Metazoa, Chordata, Aves, Musophagiformes, Musophagidae.